Messenger RNA from Psammomys obesus (fat sand rat), 3381 nucleotides. It is a transcript of the gene Zdhhc22, whose product is annotated as zinc finger DHHC-type palmitoyltransferase 22. The record is from RefSeq and is a predicted model, not a curated record. Bases 250 to 1041 code for a protein of 263 amino acids. Gene Ontology annotation, cellular component: Golgi apparatus. Lineage: Eukaryota; Metazoa; Chordata; Mammalia; Rodentia; Muridae. Gene Ontology annotation, biological process: protein palmitoylation. Gene Ontology annotation, molecular function: palmitoyltransferase activity. The transcript is spliced from 3 exons.
UGGGGUGGGGGUUGCCCAGCUGCCAUCCCCGCCGCCUCCUGGCCCCCACUCUCUGGCGCCCCAAGUAGGAGGGCGGCAGCUGCCCGCUCCCUCCUCCCCACACCCCCGCUACCUGCCCAGUCCCCGAAGCGAAGCGUGAGGAGGCUGAGAGCCAGUCGGGCGAGCCCACAACUUUGCAGCCUCGGGGAAGACCAGGGCUGGCGUCCGGGGCUCCUCCUGUCGCGACCGGAGCUCGGAAUGUAAUCGAGGAUGCUGGCCCUGCGGCUGCUCAACGUGGUGGCCCCCGCCUACUUCCUUUGCAUUUCCCUGGUGACCUUCGCGCUGCAGCUCUUCCUCUUCCUGCCCAGCAUGCGUGAGGACCCCACAGCCACCCCGCUCCUCUCGCCUGCCGUGCUUCACGGGGCGCUCUUCCUGUUCCUCUCAGCCAAUGCCCUGGGCAAUUACGUCCUGGUCAUCCAGAAUUCCCCAGACGACCUGGGCGCCCGCCAGGGAACCUCGGCCCAGAGAUCGCAGUGCCCACCGCCCAGCACCCACUUCUGCCGAGUGUGCUCCCGAGUCACGCUGAGGCACGACCACCACUGUUUCUUCACCGGCAACUGCAUCGGCGGCAGGAACAUGCGCAACUUCAUCCUGUUCUGCCUCUACACCUCGCUGGCCUGCCUUUACUCCAUGGUGGCCGGCGUGGCCUACAUCUCAGCUGUCCUUUCCAUCUCCUUCGCCCACCCCCUGGCCUUCCUCACGCUCCUGCCCACUUCAAUCAGCCAGUUCUUCUCCGGAGCUGUCCUCGGUUCUGAUAUGUUCGUCAUCCUCAUGCUCUACCUCUGGUUUGCUAUCGGCCUGGCCUGCGCGGGUUUCUGCUGCCACCAGCUGCUGUUGAUUCUCCGGGGGCAGGCCCGCUACCAGGUUCGAAAGGGGGUGGCAGUGAGAGCCCGGCCCUGGCGCAAGAACUUACAGGAGGUCUUCGGAAAGAGGUGGCUGCUGGGCUUGCUGGUCCCCAUGUUCAAUGUCGGCACUGAGAGUUCCAAGCAGCAGGACAAAUAGAUGGCAAACACUUCUGUCUCAGUUCUCCCGAACCUAGGACCACAGCAUAAGCCCACCCUUGUCCCUAUCUGUGACACACCACACUCUGUCCUAGGAAGGACCUCAUAUCCACCCCAGGUCUUCAACCCUCAGAGGAUAUGUUAACAGGUGCCUCCUGACAUGGAGGGGAAAUGGCCACCUGGGCAUCACUAGGCUGCUCUCAGGCCAGCCAGGUAGGUAGUUGCUAAAUCGUUAGGGUUUUUCUGCUUCAAGUUUUCUUCUGGAAAGCCCUGCCCCUGCCCCCUGCCUGGCCCGUCCACUCUCAUGUCUCAGGUCAUGGCUGCUUUUGCUAAAGCCCUUCUCUUCAUUUUGAUAGUGGAGACUGUUCUUGCUGCUGGAGGGAGACUCCCCAGGACAUGGAGGCUGGUUAAUGAAUGGUACAGUUUCCAUGCAUGAGCGGCAGUCAAGGAAGCUCUGCUAGUGAAAACGGGAAGGGGUAGGGAUGCAUCCUCAUCCCCUGGAGGGAGAGUCAGUGUGUGUGUGAGGGGAAGCACAGGCUUCCCUGUGCACUCGCUGCUCAGCCCAUGUACAAGACCCUUUCCCCAGACACAGCAUCACUGACCUGGUGUUUUGUUGAUGCCGUUUCCUGCCUGUCCCAGCUGGCCACCCCAGCCUAGCCCGAGAGUUAGCUGGAUACUUCUCCUCCCUAGGAGUCCUCUGGCCUCUCUCUCUUUGGCCUCCAGCCUCCAGAUUUUUGCUGGAUAUUGGGAAGGGAAGAUGGGAGAGAGAAAAGGGAGUUACUCACCCAUAAGUAACAAGGGAAGUGUGUUUCUAUAUAGCCUUAUACAAUUGUGUGUGUGUGUGUGUGUGUGUGUGUGUGUGUGUGUGUAAGAGGGAGUGGAGGUGAGGAGUGUUGUUAUGAGGAAGAGUGAGAAUUGGAAGGGAAAGCGGGAGGGGUAAAUAGGUUGACUGUCUUGCAGCUGAAGCCAUCCAGUGUCUGAAUACAAACUGGAGGGAGCGCUAGCCGCUGGAGGUAUUUUAACAAGAACUAGGCAGUUAUCUACCAGAGUGUUAUGGAAGAGAUUUUUGUACUAGUUUGUUCUAGAUGAACUUAGAGAUCCCUUUCCCCUCCUUGAUUCCAGUGUCAUUUCUGAUACUGCUGGGCCCAGGGGCAGGAUCUUUAGAGUCACCUGGGAGUUACCUGCUUUCACAGGGCAGAGGUUAGAAUGAGCAUGGGUUAGGGUCUAACAGUCAUAACACAGGCUUUCUGCACCCCCAUCCAGCCACUCAGGAGACUCCCUGAUGUUAGCAGUGGCUGACAGAGGCUAGCAGUGGAGGCAGGGAGGUAUAACUGUAGGGAGGGCCAGGUCAGGGCAGUUGUAGGGAGAGAAAAGCCUGGAGGUCAUGUUCAGCCCCGAGGAGUUUGUGGGAAUGACAGAAUAUUGAAGUACAAUGGCCAGUCCAUCCCGACUAGCUCUAGAUGGGGGCACUGCCUUGUGUUUUGAGACCCAGAGAAGCAGAACAGACCUCUGGGGCAUAUGAAGGAGUGGGAGCCACAUAAAAAAAAGUCCUCUCCUGACUUGGUUCCAAGGCCAAUCCAACAUCUAUACAGGCUUUGAGGCUGAAGCCCAAGCUCUGCAAUGUUCAGUAGGUGGCCACAGUGACCAGAAGCCAUUGAUCCAUAAGACCCUGGAUUCUUGAACAGAGCUUAAGAGGAUGUUAUGCAGGCCCUACUUUGGUGCCCUCCAGAGGACUAACGUAGUAAUGGCUCUUCUGCUCACACUUCUCCCUCCAACAUUCAUUCUUUUGGGCCUCCAUUUGGUCAUCCUCCAUUCGUUCAUCCUGCCUAUAUUUAUCAAGCACCAACUGUGAGCUGAAUCUUGGUCACGAGCCAUCCAGAUGCAUACCUUCAAGGGUAGAUGAUUCCUACAGUUCUACUCUGCUGUCUUGGCAGUCACUGAAGCCAGCCCCUUGGAGGGGAAAAGAUGCAGCAGGGCAGAAGGAAAGUCUAAGCUUCCUCAGUGGAAAAGCCGUUAGGGGUAUCUUUAUUCCCAAUUCUGGGCACCCCGUUAGCGGCAUGAAGAAACAAGGGUGGGCAAUGUCUGGACAGCUCAGGCCUUGGGGCUCUCUUGGCCCUAGAGUUCAAACUUGAAAGCCAGCCCUGCAUUGUCCAGGCUCAGUACCAUGGAGUCCAACAUCCCAGAGGGAAAAGGGAGAACUUCUGGUGGCCAUCCCUUAAACACUUGUCAAGGAGGAGUGGCUGUGGGGAGGUUGCCAGGUGUGGUAUUUGAGUAGCACUUGUGCCCAUGGCCCUCUGUUGUUCAUGAAGAAUAUCAAUAAAACAUGUGGUUUUCAACUGUC